GGACAGCGGACAUUGACAUUUUUACUAAACAUUGUUAACCAUUUCCAUUUUCUAGUCUAUCACAAGUUAUAAAUAUUGAGUACAUCUUAGAAAGUUAAUAAUUAAACUCAAAAGUAAAAUUUCAGAUAAAAUGCCAGCUGCGGUGCAAGACGCCAGCAAACCUGAUCACUCUGAACAGAUGUGGAAGGUAUUAAAAGCACACAUUUUACGUGAAAGAGCUCGUAAAAAGCAAGAAAGGGAGCAGGAAGUUGAGGAGGAACGUCUUCGUAAAGAAAGAGAAGCGAGAGAGCAACAAGAUGUAAUGACACUUGGUGAAACCCGUGAACAAAUUACACAGCUUGAAGCCAAACUUACCCAGCUCAAAGAGGAAAAACAUCAGUUAUUCUUACAAUUAAAAAAAGUGCUAAAUGAGGAUGAUAAUAGGCGUAGACAACUCGUGAAAGAAAAUACUGAACAAAUGAUUGCUAUUCAGCCAUUACCCGCCAAUUAUGUGCAUUCGCAGCUGCAUGUACAACCACAACCGUUUAGAUUAGCUCCAAUGCCUCAGCAGCAACAACCGCAGCAACAACAAGCCACUUUUAAAACUACAACUAAGAGACCUAGGAGCCCCAGUCCACAGCCACAAGUACCAGUAUCUUUAUAUCACGGCUAUGGAUAUAAACCCCCUACAAUUGGCACUACUUCUUAUCAGGGUUCUCCACAAAAGGAUGAUGGUAGACGUAAUGAAUUAGUUCGAGCAGUAUUGUGGAACAAAACUCCACAGUACACCAGUCAGCCUAGUGCUUUUUAUCCAGUGGCACCACAGGAACUAUCUAUGUACUACCCUACUAGAAAUGUGUUUGAGAGUCCUAGACCACAAGCAUUCCACCUAGAGCAAAAACUUCCUGAGCAUUAUACUCUUCGAACUCCUUCGUCACAUGGUCAUGUUAUUCAUCCUGGGUCCCUACCUAUUAAUCCACCACAGUCGCAACCCAAAUCGGGCAGCAUAACUGCUGGAUACCCAGUGAGGAGCCAGACUCAGUACCAGCAGUCACCAGCACCAGCAUCUUUGUACACAGCGCAAAGUCGACCCCUUUAUCAGUCUUCAGGUGCUCCCAUGAAUUAUCCCUCUAGAGAGUAAAUAUAUAAAUAUUUUAUAGGAAAAAUAAAUGUACUAUACAUAAUGUCUUUUUCUCAGUUUACUUCUAUAUGUUUUUAUAUAAAUCUUCAUUUAUAAACUGUGUAAUGUG
Messenger RNA from Anoplophora glabripennis (Asian longhorned beetle), 1229 nucleotides. RefSeq names its product G protein pathway suppressor 2. The record is from RefSeq and is a predicted model, not a curated record. Gene Ontology annotation, biological process: regulation of transcription by RNA polymerase II. Bases 131 to 1120 code for a protein of 329 amino acids. Gene Ontology annotation, cellular component: transcription regulator complex. The transcript has 6 exons. Lineage: Eukaryota; Metazoa; Arthropoda; Insecta; Coleoptera; Cerambycidae. Gene Ontology annotation, molecular function: transcription coregulator activity.